AGAUUGGCUAUGCAACUGUUGUCUCUUUUUUGCUCUCCUCUUUGCGCCUCUCUCGAAAGCAAGAUUCAGGUUCAUCUCACCAUCAUUUCUUGCUGAUCCCAUCAAACGGUGCGGACAUGGCAUUCAAUACCGUUCGCAUAAUUACUGAUGCUUCUAAUGAACAGCCGAUGACAAAGUUAAGGUCUGUUGAUGGUAGCUCAGAUGGCACCAACGAUAACAACACCAACAAUAACAGUAAUAACCAUCAUACAGAUCCAAGAGAAAGCACAAAUAGCAGCAGAAGCAAGGACGUUGGCGUGCCAGCUUUAGAGCACCUUACUCUUAGUUCCAACUGUACGUCAGCUUUAAGAGUCGAUGACGCAGACGAGAAUAGCGUCGACGACAAUCAGACGCAGUUCUUCCGUCUCUCCGGAACGAAACAAUGCAUCUACUACCAACAACCUUGACCUCGACUUUCAAAACGAGGAUCCAUUCUCAAUAUCAGCUUCCCCUUCACUCAGAAGGAGCACUGUUGCCCGACCUGCAUUGGCGGCUACUGCUGCUGUACCUGGAGAAUCAUCAAUAGGCGAGACGUUAGUAACGACAUCAUCAUUAUCGCCAUCAGAUACCCCCCCAGAAUUGCCUCCACCACCAGCUUAUGAUCAAAUUGAAGGAUCACGGUCCAUUCAGGAGACAACUGCCUCAACAUCGCCACCAGCGAGAGUCAUCGAAGAAGAAUCAGGAAAUAGACAAGUUGAGUCGAGGAGAAUAACACCACCACCACCGACCCCUGCCAGAGCAUCGACCCCCGCCAGAGCAUCGACCCCCACCAGAGCAUUGAUCCCGCAGGGAGCACGAUCAGUGAAUGAAUAUGUGUUGAAACCCAUUGAUUGGAUUGAUCCAGCGACUGGAGCCGAGAAGCACAUCAAAAUCAUCACACAAAAUGAAAAUGGACCUUGUCCACUCCUUGCGCUAUGUAAUACAUUGAUUCUUCAAGGAAAAGUCGCCAUCACCCCCUAUGAUCGUCCUACUAUCGCAUACGAUCACUUGCUGGAGCUACUUGCAGACCAUCUUUUGCAUGAAGAUCCGGACCUCAAUCCUUCUCCCUCUACCUCAUCAGUAAUGGAUCGAACAGGACAGAGAGUAAAGAUUGAGAAACAGAAAUCACGACUUGAAAUCGAAUCAGCGUUGCGUCUUCUUCCUCACUUGGAACAUGGGCUUGAUGUAAAUGUUUAUUUCAAAUCCAUACGUGGGUUUGAACCUACAGCAGAACUGGGCCUAUUUCACACAUUUGGCGUGGAAUUGGUUCAUGGAUGGGUUGUUAGCCCAGUGAUUGAUGCACCUAUGUAUGCACUCGUGGAUGGACCUGCAGGGAUCACCAGUUACAAUAAAGCAGUGGAGUGUAUCGUCAGUGGCGAUGAUGCAGGGGGUGGACUAGUGGUUGAAGAUUUAACAGGCAAUAUAGCUCCAAUUUCAUGGUCAGACCAAAGUCCACAGGAUGUUGCCCUACGAAACGAAAAGAUAUCACAGGCCUUGGUGGUUCAAGAAUUUAUGAAUAUGACCAAGACUCAGUUGACACAUUAUGGGCUACAUGUACUGCAGGAGAGCCUACCGGAGGGGCAUUUAUGUGCAUUCUUCAGGAACAAUCAUUUCUGCACACUCUUCAAAAACCCGAUGGAUGGCAUUCUAUAUACCCUCGUCACGGAUCAAAGCUUGGCCCAUGAAAAAUCAAUUGUUUGGGAAUCACUGGCGACUGUAGACGGUGCGGGCGAGUUUUUAGAUGGACUUUUUAGACACGGAGCACUUGAAGUGGGCGAUUAUGCUCGUAACAACCAACCACUCGAAUCACAGCAUUCUGCCCAUGGCGAUGGUGGUGGAGAUGAAGAGUAAGCUGGCCAGCAGAGUGCUGUACUGUAUAAAAUGCUUUUUGUUUG
Molecule: messenger RNA, 1913 nt
Organism: Lobosporangium transversale
Lineage: Eukaryota; Fungi; Mortierellomycota; Mortierellomycetes; Mortierellales; Mortierellaceae
Exons: 4
Coding region: 355-1869 (504 amino acids)
Biological process (GO): protein K48-linked deubiquitination
Cellular component (GO): cytosol; cell periphery
Molecular function (GO): cysteine-type carboxypeptidase activity; cysteine-type deubiquitinase activity; K48-linked deubiquitinase activity
Source: RefSeq, a predicted model, not a curated record